Messenger RNA from Paramisgurnus dabryanus, 1093 nucleotides. The record is from RefSeq and is a predicted model, not a curated record. Lineage: Eukaryota; Metazoa; Chordata; Actinopteri; Cypriniformes; Cobitidae.
ACGGGGUCUGUGCACUAUUUACAUGAGCGGAGACGCGCGUGGUGCGCUGUCAUUUGAGUGCGCGUAAAAAGGCGCUGGACUCACAUUACAGCCAUGAGCAGUGGGCACGUUCAUGUGAAAUCUUCCUGAUGCGGACAUCUCCUUGGUCAGAGUUACUUCUAACGGACAGUGCUUUUCAUCAUGUUACCCAUCGUCCUCGUCCUGUUUUCACUGCGUAUUUACAGUGCGUUUUACACGGGACCUUUGCACCCUGAAAUGUCCAACGGGACGUUUCACCACUACUUUAUCCCGGACGGCGAUUACGAGGAAACCGAGGACCUGGAGAAAUGCCAGCUGCUUUUCAGAUGGCCGGACCGCAGACCGUGUCCACUAGAGGAGGACCAGGACGCGAUUAUCCGCGAUGAUUUUAUCAUCAUCAAACAACAGACAGAAGACGCGGCGCGCGUUUUGGAGAGCCUUGGAAUAACCAUUUCUUACGAUCUGGACGGCGAGGACAGUUAUGGAAAAUAUCUGAAUAGGGAAAUUGUGCAGAUCAACGACGCUUUUACCAACGUGGAAAAGUCGCUUCGGGAGCUCGAGACUAAAUUUAAGCAAAGCCAGGAGAAUGAACAAAGAGAAGAGAGCGAGUUUCAUAACUUCAUCCAGCCCAUGUAUAACGUUAAAGACACUCUCCAGGAGACUUUGGACAUCUCAUCCGGACUAAAAGAUAAACAUGAACUCCUCUCUUUGAUCAUCAGGAGCCAUGGAUCGAGAUUAAGCCGGCUCAAAAACGACUACCUGAACGUUUAGACUCUGCUUUUCAUGUUGAACUGUUACUUUAACAUCUUUAAUUUCCAAAUGAUUUAAGGGUGACAUGGAAAUGUAAGGGGACUUGGAAAUCAUUAAUGUUUAAUUUGGGGGUUUGGGCAUAGGGUUUGUGCUUUAUGAAGAUUAAAUAGUUUAGUUCAAUAAUUUAAAAAAUGAAUAAGAAAUGAUUUAUUCUUGCUUAUUAUAGUUACUUAUUAUUUUAAUUUCACUUUGCACAUAUAUGUAAAAGUGUCCAAAGCUAUUAUGCAGCCUGCGCUGGUUAAUAAAUAGCUCUUUACUGUAACAA